GAGAGAGGGGGGUGUCAUCGCUUCGCAUCGCUUGAGGGGGAUUAUCCCACCGCCGUCGGAGAUGGCGAUGGCUCGGUCGCCAUUGUCAAAGUGCGCUUGAGAGAAGGAGAGAGCGAGAGUGUCUCUGCUCGAAGGUGGUUCCAGGUCGUCCGCUCAUAUCCUCGCACAUCAUCAUCGAGAGUCUCUGCUCGAUCGGAUUCGAUCCUCGCUCGUCUCUUCUCUCUCUCUCUCUCCCUCUUCUACUCCAUCAAUCGCCACUCGCCAAUGAUAAUGACGAUUCAGUAUCCUUUGUCUUUGUUGCCCCUUAAGUAGCGAAACGGGUGUAAUGCAGCCAAUGUGCGCAUUCUUUUGGACUGACCUCUAACUGUUUGUGUUUAUGACUGAGGCGUCCAAACCAGAAGUAGAUUUGUUUGCAGACAUUCCGAGGAUCACAAUGGCUACUUCUUCCUCAUUCUCUGCGUACAUGGUACAAGGGCAAACGAUCUGUCCUGAAGCUAGAAAGUCCCCCCAAUGCCUGUUCAAUACAUCCACCUCUUCGUGCAAACAGUUGGUUCAAUGUAAUGCGGUUUCUUUUUCUGCUUAUAUGACACAGAUGAGGUUGUCAUCCUGUAGAAAUCCGUUGAAGUUGGCUAUGACUGAAAGAUCUUCACAGAGAAAAGCAGUCUGUUGCUCAGCCAUGGAUGUAGACAAUUCAAGGGCUUCGUUUUUGCCUGGAAAAAAGUUUCAACUCAACGAUGUGAUUGAAGCUCGACAGUUUGACAGAGACACUCUUAGUGCUAUUUUCGAAGUUGCACGUGACAUGGAGAAGGUCAAACAGAAUUCACCUGGAAGUCAAAUUCUCAAGGGUUAUUUGAUGGCUACUCUAUUUUAUGAGCCCUCUACCAGGACUAGGCUUUCAUUUGAGUCUGCCAUGAAAAGGUUAGGUGGUGAGGUUUUAACCACUGAAAAUGCGCGCGAGUUCUCAUCGGCGGCAAAGGGCGAAACACUGGAAGAUACGAUAAGAACUGUUGAGGGCUAUUCGUAUAUUAUUGUGAUGCGGCAUUUCGAAAGUGGCGCUGCGAGAAGAGCGGCAGCUACAGCUGGAAUUCCUGUCAUUAACGCAGGGGAUGGUCCAGGACAGCAUCCAACUCAGGCUCUUUUAGACGUGUAUACGAUUGAAAGGGAGGUUGGGAAGCUGGAUGGCAUUAAAGUAGCGCUUGUAGGUGACCUUGCUAAUGGAAGGACGAUUCGUUCACUUGCAUAUUUGCUCGCCAAGUACCAAGGCGUGAAGAUUUAUUUAGUAUCUCCUGACGUUGUCAAGAUGAAGGACGACAUUAAAGAGUACUUGACAUCGAAGGGGGUGGAAUGGGAAGAGAGCGCUGAUCUAAUGGAGGUGGCUUCUAAGUGCGAUGUGGUGUAUCAAACACGCAUCCAACGCGAGCGUUUUGGAGAGAGAAUUGACCUCUAUGAUGAAGCGCGAGGCAAGUACAUUGUCGACAAAGAUGUGAUGAACGCAAUGCAGAAGCAUGCCGUGGUGAUGCACCCUCUUCCUAGGCUGGAUGAGAUUACGGUGGAUGUCGAUGACGAUCCCAGGGCCGCCUAUUUUCGUCAAGCGAAGAACGGUCUGUACAUAAGGAUGGCUCUAUUGAAGCUUUUGCUCGUCGGAUGGUGAAGCGGGAAUAUUUAAGCUUCCAACAGUUUUGUUCUUGACGUGCGAACUUCUGAGUUUUUCUCGUUUGUUUCGGGAAACAAUUCAAUCACAUGAUUAAUGUCGAAGUUUUUGAGACUACACUGGUUGAGGAGAAAGUAUAAUCUAUCAAGCUUUUCUCGUUCAACUUUA
Molecule: messenger RNA, 1819 nt
Organism: Syzygium oleosum
Lineage: Eukaryota; Viridiplantae; Streptophyta; Magnoliopsida; Myrtales; Myrtaceae
Product: aspartate carbamoyltransferase, chloroplastic-like
Exons: 6
Coding region: 377-1651 (424 amino acids)
Biological process (GO): amino acid metabolic process; 'de novo' pyrimidine nucleobase biosynthetic process
Molecular function (GO): aspartate carbamoyltransferase activity; amino acid binding
Source: RefSeq, a predicted model, not a curated record